GCGCACCGGUAUAGUGGCAUCGCAUAUCGGGCCGCGAUCGAUAUUCAAUUUCGGCUUACAUAAUACACGUGUGAGCCUUCGAGCAUCAACGUCGUCGUCGUCGCGUCGCCAUAUCGAUCGAGCCAAAAUCCACGCAUUCUCAUAUGCAUGUGGCGCGUGAGACACAAGAAGCGAGCGAUCGCAAGAAAGCCAACCGAGCAACGAUCGGGUUUGUCGCCUGUGUGCGCAACGGUGACUUCAACGCCUAGCAUAAGCGAGCCUCAGUCAGUUCGGUUCGCGCAAUGUUCGGAAUCGGAGUGAUAGCGCUGGAGUCCGUCGCCGGCGGGAGACGGCAGCUCUCGCUGGCUGCGACGACGGUGGUGACGAUCCUGGCCGUGGUGGCCCCAUCAGCUGUUCGAGCCCAGGCGUUCCUUAAAUCGUUUGAAGAGCUUAGCGUACAUACGAUUCCUGAUAGGGGUUCGUUGGACGAUUGUUCUCUACGACUGCAGAAGUUGGUCGAUCGAAAAGCUUCUACUUCUUCAGCGGAGCUUCCAACGUAUUCCAGAGAGUUUGCCCACUUGGCCGCAGUUGGAUGGAAACAGCCCAGUGGUGAUGUUGAGUGGAGAUGCUCGGGAGCUUUGAUUGCGGAGGAUUUUGUGCUGACGGCUGCCCAUUGCACACAAGAUGAAGAGGCAGAACCUACGACGGUUCGGUUCGGUGACCUAGAUCUCUACAGUCCCAACGAUGACCGCUUUGCGCAGCAGCUGGACAUUAAGGAAAUCAUCCGUCAUCCGCAGUUCGAUUUCAACAGCGCCUAUCACGAUGUGGCACUGCUCAGACUUGCAAAACCGGUGACCGUGACUGAUUUUGUAACGCCGGCUUGUUUGUAUACGAAUGACUCGUUCUCAUUUCCGAAGAUGUAUGCCACCGGUUGGGACUUCUAUUCGGAUGUCUCUCCACCAAUCUACAACAGCGCAUUAAACCCAAUUGAUCAAGAUCGUUGCAAGUUCUGGUAUCGCACCAACAAAGAAGCAUUCCGCAAGGGAAUCAACCGCAUGCUGAUGUGCGCUGGAGAUGAGACUUUAAAAACCUGUCCUGGAGACACCGGUGGGCCGCUCCAGGUUCGACUGCUGUCCAGUUCCAGAUACACGCCCUUUGUAAUAGGUAUUUCUGUUCUGGGAGUUCCUUGUGGACAAACAACGCCCGGAGUGUACGCCAAGCUAGCUCAUUACAUUAAUUGGAUCGAAGAUGUUACAAAGAGGAACUAUUAUCCCCAAGAGUGUGUCACGAGGCACAUCUCUAGACGCGAGUGGGACGAAGCCCUUGUUCCCACUGCCGUUAAGAGCUCCUACAACCACCCACAACUAACCGGGAAAAAAGAAACUAUGUCGGUCGAUCCAACCGGUGCACAGCUACAGAUCUUCAAAGAAUUCAAGUGUGCCGUUGGAAAGGACGCCGACAACAUUGAUUGGAUCUGUGGCUGUACGAUAGUGGCACAGGAUUUCGCACUGACAUCGGCACGUUGCGUGAAGAAUAUCGAGGUCGACAUCGUCAACUACAAGAAUGACUGGAAGCGCAUUGCCGAGGUAAUCUUCCAUCCGGAGUACGACAAAAAAACGCUUUACAACGAUCUGGCACUGAUCCGGCUGCAGACCGAUAACAGGAACCGUUACGAUUGGAAAUCCGUUUCUUGUGUCGCCGCCGCCACCGCCGCCGGCAACGAAGAUCAAAGCCGGUUCCUUUCGUUCGGUAUCGGACCGUACAACUUGAAUGAUGACGGCACCGUGGAUAACAACACCGAUGGGACCGAGCGCUACCUGACGGCUGCCCUGGAACUGCUGCCCAGGGACAACUGCACCGAGUUCUACAAGAAGUAUGGCAUUCUGAAGGAUGGCAUCAACGACACGACGCAGUUCUGUACCUGGUCCAGGGACUAUCUGGUGCCGGGGGCGUGCGAACCGUGGAACGGGAACGAAGUGCUGAACGAAAUUAGACCCGCGAGAGACACCAAUCCGUUCCCGGAGGAUUUGAUUGGCGUCGGUUCGUAUGCGCCGGACUGUGGAUUCGGUCGACCGUUGGUGGCAUCCAGGGCAAUUGCCUUCCGCGAAUGGAUGAAUUCGGUUAUCUACAAAACGAUUAAUGUCAACAGUGUACCACAGGUGCUGAUGGAAAAGGAACUGGCCCUGGACUACAUCUGCGAGGCCUGGGACCGUGAGGCGGGCGUUUGCGUCCAUAUUGACCACUGCAAUCAUCGCUCGCUGGUGGACGAAAUCAAAUUCUGCACCAACGAAACGGCACCGAUAGUGUGCUGUCCGGUUAACUCGUUCAUCGCUACGGCUCAUCUGCCGCUGCUGACCGAAUGCGAAACCAAUUACCAGCGCUUCAGGAAGAAGCAUGUCGAUUUCGCGUCGCCCGAAGGGCAGCGCAUUGAAGAGGCCGCCGACCAUCCGCACUCGGUCAUGAUCGGCUGGAAAGUCAAUCGGACUGCUGCCACUAGCUGGAACUGCAUGGGCACGUUAAUUAACAGGAACACCGUCCUCACGACGGCUGGCUGCACCAACACGGUCAAGAGACGCAGUCCAGAUGUCAUCAGCAUCGGUGAAACCGAUGUCAGCAAAAUCGACGACGGCGAGGCACAAAUUAUCCGAGUGAUGGAAACCAUUCGCUACCCCAGUUACAAUCCCAAAACGCACGACUACGAUAUUGCCAUCCUGAAGCUCGAAUCGGAUGUUGCUGUCAACGAGAACGCCAUUCCGGCCUGUUUGUGGCGUGAUUUAAAUCGAACGCCUUACUACGCACAGGAGGUGCAGUUCAACAAACAGUUUUUCACCGCACGGGACAAGAACGUGGUGCACAAUCGGGACUGCAAACAGUUCACCUCCCACACCGAGCUCAACAACGACCAGAUGUGCUGGCAGGAGUUCAAACUCGCGCCGGACGGGAGCGAGGCGGCCAACUGCGGCCACAAGGGCGAUCCAUUCAUCUCGUUCCAGCGAGUCAACAACGUCUACCUGCCCUACCUGGUGGGUCUGUACAGCUUCGGGGACAAGGAACGGUGCGCGUCCGGUGAGGCCGUGGUCGCCACCCGGAUCUCGUCCUACAUCAACUGGAUCAGUCUGUAUUUACAGUAAUAGCAGUAGGUACCCUACUGGAGAGUGUGGAAUGACCACCAGCAUAAGAGACAAGAGCGCGGUAGAGCUUAUUUUAUGUUCAGCCGUAGCGCCGUACUAUUUGUGCGCCAAUCGGCUACUGGCAGCGUAAGUACCCAUUUGCUUCGAUUAGCUUUCUCCAUAGGAAUCAUAGCGAUGACGAGGAUGUGAUGAAUGCGAGCAUGGUUAGAAAUAAAGUGCUUUUUGUAUCGGCCAUUUAUCUGCGAAGAGUGUUUCGUGGUUAGU
Molecule: messenger RNA, 3374 nt
Organism: Aedes albopictus (Asian tiger mosquito)
Lineage: Eukaryota; Metazoa; Arthropoda; Insecta; Diptera; Culicidae
Exons: 13
Coding region: 282-3110 (942 amino acids)
Biological process (GO): proteolysis
Molecular function (GO): serine-type endopeptidase activity
Source: RefSeq, a predicted model, not a curated record